CGAACCGAAAGCACAGUUCGCAUUGAGUUGCAAUCUAGAGCACAAUAUGAAUAUACUGAAAACAAUCGGUUUGUUGGUUUUGAUAAUCGGCGCUGCCAGUGCUUCGUCCAAGAACAACAAGCAAGGCAGAAGCAAUGCGCCAAGCUCGAGCAGUCUGAAGCCAACCAACUGGCUGUCGGUGCACGAGUUGCAAUCGCUGCCCUCAGCGGAGGAUAUCAGUUUGCAACAACUGGAGAAUAUGUCGGUGCAGGAAGGCGAGCGUUUGAUUGAAAAGAUCUAUCAUCUUUCCAAAAUCGAUCACAACUUGCGUCCAACCUAUGUGCCAAGCGCCAGCAAUGUGCCCGUGGUCUUCGUGAAACCCAAUGGUCAGAAUGUGGAAUGCAACCUCAACGAAUUGGUCUCGAAAGCCAAGCAGCAACCCAACUUCGGCAGCGAGGAAGUGACUAUCUUCAUUACCGGUUUGCCACAAUCCAGCCCCGCCGUCGCCAAGGCCAACAAGAAAUUGGUACAAGCCUACAUGCAACGCUAUCACGGACAGCAACAGCCAGUUAAUGCCAACUUUGAAUCCGAUGAGCGUCAGCCAGCCACUUCCAGCGAGGAGGACUACAGCGAAUCGUGGAAGCAACCCAGAGCAAACAAGGGCAAUUUUGUCAUCAUCAAAUUGGGCGCCACCUUGACGAACAUGAAACGCUAUGCAUUGCUCGAUGUCGAACAAACCGGCCAAAUGAUCGGCAAGACCCUGGUCCAACUCACCGAUGAGGCUGAUGUACCACAGGAGAUCAUCCAUGUCGUUGGUCAAGGUAUUGGUGCACAAGUAGCCGGUGCCGCUGGUCGUCAAUACAAACGCUGGACUGGUCAUCAAUUGCGUCGCAUUACCGCUUUGGACCCCGCAAAGAUCUUCGCUAGUGACAAGAAGGUGUUGAGCGGUUUGGCGCGUGGUGAUGCCGAUUUUGUCGAUGCCAUCCACAGCAGCACUUGCGGUUUGGGCACACGUCGACGUGUCGGUGAUGUUGAUUUCUUCGUUAAUGGUCCAGCUUCCGUGGCUCCCGGUGCUGAUAAUGUUGUGGAGGCCGCUAUGCGUGCUACACGCUACUUCGCCGAGUCGGUGCGUCCAGGUAAUCAACGUAACUUUGCUGCUGUGCCCGCCAGCUCGAAGCAACAGUAUGAGAGCAAUGAGGGUUAUGGCAAACGCGCUUACAUGGGUAUUGCUGCUCAGUACGAUUUGAAGGGUGACUACGUGCUCAAUGUGAAUGCGAAGAGUCCAUUCGGCAAGAGCUCGCCAGCACAGAAACAGAACUCCUAUCAUGGUUUGCAUCAGGCAUGGCGUAGCGACAAGAAGAACAGCCAAUACUAAUGUGUCCCACUGAUUACUGGAUGGUUGAGAAAUACCUGUGACUUUAAAUAACCUCAAAAUUUUUUGUACUUUUAUAUAAUCGAUUGACAAAUAAAUGGAAAUUAAAAAAUUAA
Messenger RNA from Zeugodacus cucurbitae (melon fly), 1467 nucleotides. Its product is annotated as vitellogenin-1. The transcript is spliced from 3 exons. Bases 47 to 1354 code for a protein of 435 amino acids. Gene Ontology annotation, molecular function: lipase activity. The record is from RefSeq and is a predicted model, not a curated record. NCBI's taxonomy places the organism in Eukaryota, Metazoa, Arthropoda, Insecta, Diptera, Tephritidae.